UGACUGUACUAAAGCAACGCUUGCCCGAUGGCGUCGUCUUGCGUUUGUUUGAUUGAAACAAAUAGUUUUACACAGAAUUCGCUUAAUAAUCUCAGUUAGUUGUUAUAGAAUAGUAUGUUAAGUUUAUUUACCGCGAAAUUAAGUUAGUUAAACGUGAUAAUGGAUACGAAAAAUACGGAUUGGCGAGCCGGGCCGAAUGUUUGUCGUUGUUGCUUGACUGAAGGAUGUUACAAAGACAUUUCUACCGAAUAUUUCUGGAUGGGGAAGCGGGAAGUGUACGCAGAAAUGCUUUCGGAUACCCUCAACUUAUCUAUUGCCUACUCCCAGUCCGGUGGUCCAAACAGUCACAGCAGGUUAAUCUGUGAGCUCUGCAUAUCCAGGCUGAGAGAUGCUUCAGACUUCAGGCGGCAGGUCGUGGAGUGCGAGAAGACUUUUAUACAGCACUUGGAUGCCACUGGCACUUCGGAAACGGAAGUACUGGUUGAGCCGAUAGACUCCAGCGUCAAGUUGGAACAGGUGAAACAGGAGAAGCGGGUCAGCGAUGAUGAGUUUGAUGACCGGAUCGACUUUGACGAUGAUGAUGAUGAUCUUGACGACCAACCCUUAACGACAUUAGCGAGCAAAAUACCUAAAAAAGAAUCCGAAGACUUACUGGAAAUACUUGACACAACAAAACCGGCUGAGAAAAGGAAAUCCACGACAAAAACAAAGGCGUCACCGGCUAAAAAGUCUAAAACCGUUAAAAAGGACACCGUUAAGGCUACAGCUAGCAAAGUAGCCGCCAAAGGAGAGAAGAAGAAAAAAGGGCACACAAAGGAUCUCGGACUAAUUGAGAACGAAACUAAACCAAAACAAAGAUUGUUCGAACGGUCCGUUGGCCAGAACCCACAGAGGCAAAACGCUGUGCUCGUUCUAAAGCAUUCCACGGCUUUCCCCUUUAAGACCCGUUUCAAUAGGAUCGUUUGUUCCUACUGCCAUGACGAGUUCGAACCCAUGGCGGCUUUAAGGGAACAUAUGAAAACAGACCAUUCCACCGCAGACUACAACAGCGCGUUUUACAAAGUAUACGAUGCUCUUAAAGUUGAGAUAACUGAUCUGAAAUGCAACAUGUGCUCUCAAGAAAUACCUAAUAUUGAUAGUUUUAUGUCCCAUAUAUCGCAGAACCACGAUAUUAAAGUUAAUUUCGAUGUGCCCUUCGGUGUUUUACCGUAUAGGCAAGGGCCGAAUGGACGAUGGACUUGUCUCGAAUGCGAAAAAACAUUCGCAAAAUUCUCUCAAAUUAACGUACAUUUGCGAACUCACAUGAAGAUUUUCACAUGUGACAAAUGCGGUGCCACCUUCCUAUCCGACCACGGUUUGAGACAACACGAACGGAAUUUCAGAUGCUACAAAUCGUCGUACAACCCGCGAUUUGGAAAAGCCUUAAAAUAUAAAAGUAAUACUGAGAUUAUUCUAGAAUGUUCCACAGCCUGUCCAUUUAGAACUUGGGGUCAGAAUUUUAACUGCGUUUUUUGUAGAGUGCAAUCAAACGAUCCGAUCGGCUUGAGAGCUCACAUGGCAUCUCGACACGCCAACUUUGAUAUACAACUCGUAUUCAGUCGAAAAAUACGCAAAGAAUUCCUUAAAGUUGAUAUCACGGAUUUGCAGUGCAAACUUUGCUUUAUGCAUAUUGACACUUUGGAUGACUUGAUGGCUCAUUUGAAAAAUGAUCAUAAGCAGCCUUUGAACGCUGAUGUACAGCCUGGCGUCCUUCCAUUCAAAUUAAACGAUGGCUCAAGCUGGAAAUGUGCCAUAUGCAAAAUCCAAUUCUCAGAUUUUAUAUCCUUAAAAAAGCACACGGCCGAACACUUUCAGAACUACGUCUGCGAUACUUGCGGCGAAGGUUUUAUAACAGAAUCUGCCCUGAAAGCUCACACAAAAAUACCUCAUGACAACAAGUAUACUUGCAGUCGUUGUGUAGCUACCUUCACAACGCUAGAUGAGCGUAACAUACAUAUAAAGACCCAACACACAACGUUACCUUAUAUGUGCGUUUAUUGCAAGGAGAAGCCAAGAUUUGCGACUUGGGAGCUUCGGAAACGGCACCUAAUGGAGUUCCACAACUACAAGCCUGGAGCUGAGAUGUAUGAGUGUACGACAUGCCAUAUGACGUUUAAAACUCGCUCGCAGAAAUACCAUCACAAUGUGAAAGCGCACAGGACUAAGAAAGAGACGGAAUAUAGCUAUCCGUGCGGCAGUUGUUCUAGAGCUUUCGCUUCUAAACUGUCGCUCGACAAGCAUAUCGCGAAAAAGCAUUUUCAUGUGUGAUCUCUUUGAAAUGUUGGACUACAGAAAUUAAUAUGCUAUGCCUAAAAACUGGGAUAUGGAAAAUAAGUAUCAUAAAUGAUAUUGUAUUGAGUAACUACUAAUUAUUCCUUUGUAUCUAAGUUAUUGAAUGAAAUUAAAUCAUUUAUUCUGUAAUUAGGAUAUUUCAUGACUUUAACAUGUCUUUUUAUUCUUUUGAGCUCGAAGCAAUCGACUAAGAAAAGUCUACGAGAAGAAACGACAGGACCUAAAGCAUUUGUCUCUUCAAACACCACUUCUCUAGCCAGAUGUAAUUUCUACAAUCGUUAACAACAGUAGAAUGGCUCCAAAUGUUAGAUACGUGUGAUCACAUGGUGCAAGCCAAUUCUCUUACUUGAACUUGGCUUGACACCUUACCGCGUAUUUAAAUAACGCUCAAUUGUGUAGAAACAAUAUUUCGUUUGGGUGAAUCAUGUGACUCAUACCUGGCAUACCAUGCAUCGGAAUCUAACCGAAAAUCGCUUUGUAUAUUCUAGUGGUCAUAAGUAUUAUUGUUCCCAAGUGUGUUCGUUACACGACACUGUCAGAAAUUGCUUUAUCAAAUUAAUAGGCCGAUUGCCGGAAGCGAGUGACAAAGACUUGUACUUCUUUAUAAUUUCGUGCGUUUUCUAUUGAAGUCAACGAUUUUAGAAGUGGAACUUGGCUAGCAAGGCAGAAAGAUGAUAGAAUAAUCUAUUUGCGGGUAGACAGCGCUUGUAUUCUUGCCAAAUUAAUCGAAAUACAUGUCAUUGUUCUGUGAGAGUUACGAAAGUACGGAGUCGGGCAACUGCUAAAUAAUGUCCAUUCAAUUAGUGUAUAUUUUUGACUGAUGAUAAUUUUAGUUGAUAAAGUGUCCAUUUUUAGGUAAAUAUUGAAUAAGUUUAUUUUAAUUGUAAAAUGUGUCGCAUAAAUAUCUCGAAACGUUGUACGCUCACUUAUAACGAUUUAUGAGAAGAUUUAAAAAGUUGCGAAUCUGGGAUUCUACCAAGCAACACCUUUUAAACUAAAACUAUUUCAGAUAUGAAUGGAAGACAUUUCGCAAUGCUAGGUAUUGUGUGUACCACAACGAAUAGUGUACAGUACUUGAUAGCUAUAUCCAUUUGAGAUUAACAUGUCUUUUUAAUGGUAACCUUGGUGAGGACGAACCAUAAAUAAAAGAUGCAAGAGUUUCAGGGAUUGCUCGACAAGUUUCGGACCUAACCGGAGUCCUUAAUCAUGAGCUGACGCGGCGGCAGGAUCGCUUCUUCGAUCGAUUCGUCGAUUAAGGACUGGCUGGGUCGGAUACUAGUCGGGUAAAUAAAUUACGCUUGAGUAAACCGUAGCAUCAAUUAAUACAUGUCUUACUUUAUAAACGACUCGCUCAAGUCAUAAUUUUCGCUAAUUGAAUUAAUUUCAUAGAUGUAAUAUUAACGACAUGUGUCGGAAACGUUAUAUAACUUAUGGAUCUCAUAUUAAAGCGUUAACACACUUGAG
Messenger RNA from Trichoplusia ni (cabbage looper), 3795 nucleotides. RefSeq names its product zinc finger protein 287-like. The transcript is spliced from 5 exons. Gene Ontology annotation, cellular component: nucleus; chromosome. The record is from RefSeq and is a predicted model, not a curated record. Gene Ontology annotation, molecular function: zinc ion binding; DNA-binding transcription factor activity, RNA polymerase II-specific; chromatin insulator sequence binding. NCBI's taxonomy places the organism in Eukaryota, Metazoa, Arthropoda, Insecta, Lepidoptera, Noctuidae. Gene Ontology annotation, biological process: regulation of transcription by RNA polymerase II. The coding region runs from base 160 to 2307 and encodes 715 amino acids.